CCUAGGGCUUUAUUUCUUCUGGGCAUUUUCUAUUGAGCUCUCUAACCGAACAAACAAUAUCCUUUUUCCAUAGAUCUCGUCAUCUAGCAGAGAAGAACAUGAGGAAGCAGUCCUCAAUCCAUGGGUUUUUCAAAAGAAAAAGUACCGAGCAAUCCGAACCCGAAGCCAAUACAUCAGCGUCUUUACCGUUGCCGAUUGAGCCAGAGGUUCCCAAUAUUUCUCAUCCCAAGUCAGCGCGAGUUGAUUCCAAUGAUGAUGAAAUUAGCUUCGCAUCUUUGGAGCGUGAUCCAGGGCGGCGUCAACAAAUAUGGCAGUACCUGGUUAAUAAGCAAGAUGCAGUUCGCCGAUUGUACAUCAAGCUCGGACCAAAUCAGCCUUUGCUUACCAAGUAUCCUCAAUCAGGACCACAAAAUCAUCGUCGUAGCUUUCAACCAACAUGAGUGGAGAUGCAGAUGCGGCUUACGAGGGAAUGACUUCAUUUCAGUUUGUUUCAUUCUACAUCUCAUGCGAGAAAUCAUGGGGAUCACAGAUGAUCUAUGUCGGGCUUUACAAAAAAAAUCCCAGGAUAUUUUGCAUGCCAUGACUCUUGUUGCCUCAACUAAAGCACUUUUACAAAGAUUGAGAGAUGAUGGAUGUGAUCAUAUACUUAUUGAGGUUGACAUUUUUAAUGCUGCAAUUGACUCUCAAUUGCAAGAACUGAAUAGCCGAUUCAAUGAGAAUGUGGUGAAGUUGAUUGUCCUCUGUUCAGCUUUAGAUCUCCGUGAAAUUUGUAAGUCUUUUAGAAUUGAUGAUGUUUAUGAAUUAAUAGACAAAUUCUAUCCAAAAGACUUUGAAGAUCAUGAGAAGGCGCGUCUGAAAAUACAACUUCAACAUUUUUACAAUGAUGUGAUUCGACUUCCGGAAUUCAAGGCUUUGUUAACUAUUUCUGCGAUGGCUCAAUGGCUUGUGAAUACUAGAAGAUCAAUUGCAUACCAUCUGGUAUAUAUGGUAGUUUCUUUGGUGCUCACUCUUCCUGUCUCAACAGCAACUACAGAGCGAGCAUUCUCAGCUAUGAAAAUAGUGAAAACUAGACUUCGCAACCGAAUGGAAGACGAUUUUCUUACGGACUCUUUGAUUAUGUACAUUGAAAAAGAAAUCGUUGAGAAGAUUAGUAUAGACUCAAUUAUUGAUGACUUUCGCAAUAUGCAAACUCGACGAGUCGCCUUUUGA
Molecule: messenger RNA, 1209 nt
Organism: Fragaria vesca subsp. vesca
Lineage: Eukaryota; Viridiplantae; Streptophyta; Magnoliopsida; Rosales; Rosaceae
Exons: 3
Coding region: 121-1209 (362 amino acids)
Molecular function (GO): protein dimerization activity
Source: RefSeq, a predicted model, not a curated record